Molecule: messenger RNA, 1230 nt
Organism: Megalobrama amblycephala (Wuchang bream)
Lineage: Eukaryota; Metazoa; Chordata; Actinopteri; Cypriniformes; Xenocyprididae
Gene: ppic
Product: peptidyl-prolyl cis-trans isomerase C
Exons: 5
Biological process (GO): protein folding; protein peptidyl-prolyl isomerization
Cellular component (GO): intracellular membrane-bounded organelle
Molecular function (GO): peptidyl-prolyl cis-trans isomerase activity
Source: RefSeq, a predicted model, not a curated record
AUUCCUCAGACAUUGCGCGCCGUGACACGCGCACGCGCGCCCUGGAGGAGGAGCGUCAUACAGGAAGACGCGCGCGCCACUGAACCCGCUGAUUCUCUUCAGUCAAAUACUCGCUCACAUCCAUAUUCAGAGAUGCCUCAGCUCUGGCACGCGUUUACUCUCCUUUAUUUGCCGUUUUUAGGCAGCGCCAUUGAUUUUAAAACGCGGAGGGGACCGCAAGUGACGGACAAGGUGUUUUUUGACAUCACUGUCGGAGGACACGAGGUUGGCAGGAUCGUGAUCGGUCUGUUCGGAGAAGUCGCUCCUCUGACCGUGCAGAACUUUGUGGCUCUUGCCACAGGAGAGAAGGGUUACGGGUACAAAGGCAGCAAGUUCCAUCGUGUUAUCAAGGAUUUCAUGAUCCAGGGAGGUGAUUUUACAGCUGGAGACGGAACAGGCGGUAAAAGCAUCUAUGGAAACACAUUUGCGGACGAGAACUUCAAGCUCAGACAUCUGGGCGCAGGUUGGGUCAGUAUGGCGAACGCCGGGCCCGACACCAACGGCUCUCAGUUCUUCAUCACUUUAGCCAGAGCGCCGUGGCUGGACGGCAAACACGUGGUGUUCGGCAAAGUCUUGGAGGGGAUGGCUGUGGUUCACACCAUUGAACUCCAGGACACGAACGAUCGGAACCUGCCGUACACCGAGUGUGUGAUCGUCAACAGCGGGAAGAUCAAGGUGAAAGAGCCUCUGGUGGUGGAGGUGGAGGGAUGGUGAAUCACUGACGCUGUACGUCUGUCUGAUUUAUGCUUCAUGUCAAUAUCUUCAUAUCGGAGUUCUGCUGUGACUGUAUUUUCCUCCAUCGUAUCGUCAUUAGAUUAUUGUCUAACCACUAUGCAGGCAUUUUUUGUAUCAUAUCAGUCCAUAUGUGACGCGAUCUAAUGUGUAACGCCAACUCUCUCCUCACUGCGCAGCACUUUAUGAUCUGCUGUAGGAGUUUAACUGCAGAAAUCAACACAGUGUUUAUUAUCAUCUGCAAGUGCCAUAAGAGACAGACUUGAAUUCUGUUCGAAAUCUUGACCAUUCGAAUUAUCACUUUAAAUUUUGUUUCAAAUGACAUUUAGAUCUGUUAAAAUAAGCUGUAUUUAAAUGUAUGUAAAUUUGAUUCAUUUUGACCUUGUAGUGUGAUUUGCAUUUUUAUUUAGAAACUAAAUGUAUGUACUGUAUGUAUGUUUUUAUCAAUAUAUGUGUGUG